GUUGUUGUGGACAAAAUCAAAACAACCUAUCGGCUGACGCUGAUGACUCAAAUGUAAAGAUUGAAAGCAUACUCGAUACAUUGCCCUUGGAAUAUUUUUAGGAUAUUCUUAAUUUAUGUUGAAAUCAGCGCGAUUUUGAAUUAAUCAUAUGGCAGCCAAACAACGUCAACGCAAUGCUGCAGGUUUUAAAAAGGAUCCCAAACAACACAACAGCAGCAAGGAUCUUUCCAAGUCGUCGAAUGAAAAGCAGGUGGAAGAUAACAUGGGGUUGAUCUAUCCUGGAGGAGAUAUGGCCUUCAAACUCCUGCUGUCAGCUAGAUUUUGCUCUGCCAUUUGGAGCCACAUAACUGACUGUGACGAAACCUACAAUUUUUGGGAACCAAGUCAUUUUCUCCUCUAUGGAAGUGGCCAACAGACUUGGGAAUAUAGUCCACAGUAUGCUCUACGAUCUUACACCUAUUUGCUGAUACACAUGGUGCCUGCCAAGCUUUAUUCCUUCAUAUUCGAGCCCAAUCCCGCUCAUGUUUUUUAUUUCGUGCGAUGCUUAUUAUCACUAGGCUGUGCUCUUUCAGAGGUCUACUUUUACAAAAAUGUGUGCCGUGAAUUUGGUAUUCACAUUGCAAGACUGACACUCGCAUUUCUCAUAUUUAGUUCUGGAAUGUUUAUUUCUAGUGCUGCGUUUUUGCCGUCAUCGUUUUCAAUGUAUUUCAGUACUGUUGCCAUAGCUGCUUGGUACGGACGAAAGUAUGAGCUUGCUAUAUUCGCCACGGCAAUCUCGAGUCUACUUGGCUGGCCUUUUGCGGCACUUCUCGGGGUGCCCAUUGCAAUCGAAAUGCUAGUACAGAAGCAAAAGUUGUUAAUGUUUUUUAAGUGGGCCAUCAUCUCGGCCAUAGUAAUACUGUUGCCAAUGAUAUGGAUAGACUCGAUUUAUUAUGGAAAACUAGUUGUCGCACCGCUUAACAUCGUUUUGUACAAUGUUUUCUCCUCUACUGGUCCAAAUCUUUACGGAACUGAACCUUUUAGUUACUAUUUAGUCAAUGGAUUUCUUAACUUCAAUUUUGUUUUCAUCGCUGCUCUAUUUACUCCUGUAGUGCUGAUUUUAGGAUGGGCAUUCAUCCCUGCAAAGCCACGGCAUCAUUCAUGCUUGCCAUACUGGUACUCAUUAGCACCCCUAUACGUCUGGAUGUUGGUUUUCUUCUUGCAACCGCACAAGGAGGAGCGUUUUUUGUUCCCCGUUUAUCCUCUAAUUUGCUUAAACGGGGCCAUUACUGUUGACACUGUACAAAAGCUUUAUUUUUUCGUUAAAACUAAUCUGUGGGAUAAAGUCAAAGUAUCUAGUCAUUAUUUACAAUACACAACCCACAUAACGGUCACUGCGAUCGUUGUCUGUGGAUUUUUCGGACUAUCGAGAUCCAUUAAUUUGUACCUUGCGUACCACGCGCCAAUGGAAGUCAUGAUGGACGCGAAUAAGUUGUGGUCCGAUAAUCUGGUAGCCAAAGACAUAAACGUCAAUUUUUGCGUUGGCAAAGAAUGGCAUCGUUUUCCAAGCAGUUUUUUCUUUCCAUCAAACAACUGGAAGCUGCAAUAUUUGAAAACGGAAUUCAAAGGCCAACUCCCUCAGCCAUUUUUAAACCACGAAAAUGCCACAAGCAUAAUACAGCCGAAUUUCAAUGACAUGAAUCGAGAAGAACCAAGUCGAUACAUCGACGUUGCGAAUUGUCAUUUUCUGUUGGACUUGGAUAACGGCAAGGAAACGCCAUCAGAGCCAAACUACUCCCGCCAAUCGAACCGAUUCAACAUCGUCAAGUCUUCUAAAUUCCUGUUGAACUCCGAAUCCCAUCCGUUGUUCCGAGCCUUUUACUUUCCAUUUGGAUCAAGCAAAUUCUGCUCGUACGGAAACUACAAUCUACUGCAAAAUGCGUCAUUCAAGUUGUCAAACAAACAAAAAAGUUGAUACUAUCGUUGAACGAAAAUUUCAGUUAACAGUCAAUCACGCAUACCUGUAUACAUGUACAUGUGUAAGGGACAUGUAAAAAGCACACGCGAUGUUUCACGCAUUGGAACGAUGUUUACUCGUUUUUCUGUUAUUUGAAA
Messenger RNA from Copidosoma floridanum, 2094 nucleotides. It is a transcript of the gene Alg9, whose product is annotated as alpha-1,2-mannosyltransferase Alg9. Gene Ontology annotation, biological process: protein N-linked glycosylation. Gene Ontology annotation, cellular component: endoplasmic reticulum membrane. The record is from RefSeq and is a predicted model, not a curated record. Gene Ontology annotation, molecular function: alpha-1,2-mannosyltransferase activity. Lineage: Eukaryota; Metazoa; Arthropoda; Insecta; Hymenoptera; Encyrtidae.